This is a messenger RNA of Linderina pennispora, 1317 nucleotides long. Its product is annotated as MFS general substrate transporter. The coding region runs from base 1 to 1317 and encodes 438 amino acids. NCBI's taxonomy places the organism in Eukaryota, Fungi, Kickxellomycota, Kickxellomycetes, Kickxellales, Kickxellaceae. The transcript is spliced from 3 exons. The record is from RefSeq and is a predicted model, not a curated record. Gene Ontology annotation, biological process: transmembrane transport. Gene Ontology annotation, molecular function: transmembrane transporter activity. Gene Ontology annotation, cellular component: fungal-type vacuole membrane.
AUGAAUAGUAGCGCUGUCAUGGAUGAGAGCUUUGAUAUUAACGAAAAGAUAUUGGAAAGCAUGGCUGAAUCCCAGGAUAAUAUUGCAGACGAAAAAGGAAACAUGUCCACUUCGGAAUCAGGCUUGGGCUCCACGCAGCCAGUGGCUAAAUGGUGGGAGAGCAACAAGCAUGGCUGGUUCGUUGUCAUCUCAGGCUGUCUGAUGAUGAUGUUCUCUAUGGGUUGCGUGAAUAGCUACGGGUCAUACCAGACAUACUAUCACGCGCACCAGUUUCCAGAGGAACCAACGUCAACCUUGGCAUGGAUCGGUACCCUGCAGUUUGCCGUAAUGAAUGCAGUUGGAAUUCCAGCAGGGAUUCUGUGCGAGCGGGUGGACUCGCGGCUAGUCUCCUUUGUUGGCGGGGUCAUCAUGGGGGUCUCCUUCAUCAUUGCGUCGUUCUGUGAUACCGCUGUUUGGAAGCUAAUGCUGACUCAGGGGAUUGUCUUUUCGAUUGGUGCCUCGCUGGUGUUCAUCCCGGCUGUGUCGUUCCCUUCGCAGUGGUUUGUGAAAUACCGGCCGCUCGCAGUAGGAAUCGUUCCCACAAAUAGCAUGAUCGACAGGCUGGGCUCUGGCUGGGCGCUGCGCAUUUCUGGCAUCAUCAUCAUUGCGGUCUGCUCGGUGUGCAGCAUCUUUAUGCGCAAUCGCCUCAAGCUGGAGUCGCGCGAAAAGGUUGUUGACUUUAGCGUGCUGCAUGAUGUGAGAUUCUUGUUCAUCUUUGCAGGCGCCAUCUUCUCGACUACGGGCUAUUUCACACCGUUCUUUGAUAUGCCCAUGUAUGCUUUCAAAGUCGUCGAUAUGGAUGCGUCCCUGGCCAAAAAUCUGGUCACCAUCAUCAACGCUGCAUCGACUGCUGGCCGUGUGGUGACUGGGCAGAUUGCGGUGAUCGUGGGCAACAUCAACGCGCUUCUUGUAUGCAUGUUUGUCGCCGCUCUGAGCCUGCUGGUGCUGUGGCUGCCGUUUGAGGCCACAGGAACCACUUUAGCUUGCAGCAUCAUUUACGGGUUCUUUUGCGGAGGCUUCAUCAGCCUGCUGCCGGUUAUUAUUGCCGACCUCUGGGGCGUCAGUCGUAUAGCGACAAUCAUCGGUUUGCUCUACAUUGCCACAUUCAUGGGCACUAUGAUCGGUGCUCCGUCGUCAAGCGCAAUCCUGGACAAUAUCGGUCAUGGCACGAACUUCCGUCCGACGAUUGCCUUCUCUGGGUGCUUUAUGGCGGCUUCAUUCCUAGCGUUCUGUGGCCUGCGCAUUGCCACAAACAGAAAGCUGCUGAAGAAGGUGUGA